AUGAAUUCUGGAAAGGUUUCUGCUCUAGAUCCCGAAUACGAACAAGAGCUAAGGUGCCGUCAAGGGUCUUCCGACCUUAGCGAUGUCUUGCUCAGCAAAACUAGUUCUACUUCCCUGUCAUGGCCACUUCGGAAACAUUGUACCUCCUGGACGAUGACGGCUCGACCAACGCAACAGGCAACUGCAGCAUGUACGGAGAUCAAGGCAUACAAUUGCUUCUAUGGUGUUCACGGUGAUAUUUGGGCGUAUCUCAUGUACAUGAGGUUUUCGACGCCUAUACCUCCCAACCCACCGAGCAUCAAGGAGUACUUCGACUCGGACCCCUGUUGCCGAUAUCUGAUUUAUCAAGGUACGACGUUGCUAAAGGCUGUCGCAUGGGAUUUCGUCAACCUAGAUUCAUUGUUAUCUGAGGAGUAUGAUAGACGCCUCGUCAGGGAACUAUGCUUUGCAUACGCAACGGCCUUCCACGCCCUAGAGGCCAGGGACAAUGAUGGCGGAUUUUCCUUCGAAUCCCUAGUGCGAGACGAUGUCAUCUAG
Messenger RNA from Guyanagaster necrorhizus, 537 nucleotides. RefSeq lists its product as uncharacterized. The transcript has 4 exons. NCBI's taxonomy places the organism in Eukaryota, Fungi, Basidiomycota, Agaricomycetes, Agaricales, Physalacriaceae. The record is from RefSeq and is a predicted model, not a curated record. The coding region runs from base 1 to 537 and encodes 178 amino acids.